UAAAUACGUCGACGAAAUAUGAAAAUACGACAAUUAACUUAUGGAAGGAAGGAUGAUAAUUAUUCAUCCGGUCCAGCCUAUGUCCUUGACCAUAACUAAUAAAAAUCAUUAGGAUUUCAAAUGAAAAACCAUUAUCUUAGACUAGUAAACAUGUAAAUUCCCUUAACAAAACUACAACGGUCUAAAAUUAAAUUAUUAUAUUCCUAACUAAAAUCAGAUCUUCAAUUGUUUUCUUCCUGAUUAAAAAUAAGAUACAUACAAGAACCGCAGAUCGCUCAGAAAGUGUUGUUAGAUGCCAUCAACACCAUGUGCAUGGAUCAACCUUCGCCGUGUCGAUAGCUUACACACAAUCGGUUUAACUUUUAUAUAUUCCAUCUAUAGUACUACCAUAUAAUACUUAUAUAUAUAAUGAAAAUUUGUGUGUGAAAACUGAAAACUGAGAGGUGGUGUUACACGUACAAGUGGAUGUGGAUCCUAAAUAUCCAACUUAUAUAUUUAGAAUCUAACUUUUGCGUAAAUAUAAUCUCUAGAACAUUUAAUUUGGCUUCAGAUACUUUUAUAGACCACGAAGACAGAAGGGAAACCAAUCUUCCUCACCCCAAGACAAGAUUCCCUACUUCUUCAUGGCUUCUUGUAGAAAAUAAAAAGAAAAAUUUAUAUAUUUAAGAUGCAAGAGUUAUAAAGUUAAUACAUAUAUAUAUAGUUUAAGAAGUUACUAUACAUGAUGAUUAUUUAAUGAUCUCAUGGAAUACAUUAUCUACAUUAAUUCUAUAAAUUUGCAUAUCACCGAAACAAAAUAUAAUAUCAGGCAUAUAAUAUCCUGGACCUAGUAUUACUUUUUUUCCUAUGAUUUAAUCUGGAAUUUUGACCAACUUCGAAAAUAAAUAAAUGAAAGCCAAUCUUGGUUAAUAUUUUGAAUGAUGUUCAAGUGUCAAACGAUAUAUAUGGACAUAAUUCAUUGUCUGAACACGAAUCUCAUUAUUCUACUAUAAAACUGUAUAAUUAACACAGACAACUCAAAACUAAUAUUGACUCAGUGUACUUCACUUCCUCCUCCAUAAAUAUUAUAUCACCACAUAAACCUCUCUUCUCUCUCUCCAUCUUAAUUAGUCUCUUCUCUCUCAACUCGUCGUAAAAUAAAUCAAAAUGAUCACCGGCAAAGAUAUGUACGACGUACUAGCGGCGAUGGUGCCGCUAUACGUAGCUAUGAUGCUAGCCUAUGGUUCGGUUCGGUGGUGGGGAAUAUUCACACCGAGCCAAUGCUCCGGUAUAAACCGGUUCGUUGCGGUUUUCGCGGUUCCUCUCCUCUCUUUCCAUUUCAUCUCCUCCAAUGAUCCGUAUGCCAUGAACUACCAUUUCCUCGCCGCUGAUUCUCUUCAGAAAGUCGUCAUCCUCGCCGCGCUCUUUCUUUGGCAGGCGUUUAGUCGGAGAGGAAGUCUAGAAUGGAUGAUAACGCUCUUUUCUCUAUCGACACUACCGAACACGUUGGUAAUGGGAAUCCCGUUGCUCCGGGCGAUGUACGGGGACUUCUCCGGUAACCUAAUGGUGCAGGUCGUGGUGCUUCAGAGUAUCAUAUGGUAUACAUUAAUGCUCUUCUUGUUUGAGUUCCGUGGCGCUAAGCUUCUCAUCUCCGAGCAGUUCCCGGAAACGGCCGGUUCCAUCACUUCUUUCCGUGUUGACUCUGAUGUUGUCUCUCUCAAUGGCCGUGAGCCUCUCCAGACUGAUGCGGAGAUAGGUGACGACGGGAAGCUCCACGUGGUUGUCCGGAGAUCAAGCGCCGCCUCAUCUAUGAUCUCAUCGUUCAAUAAAUCUCAUGGUGGAGGACUUAACUCCUCCAUGAUAACGCCGCGAGCUUCAAAUCUGACCGGUGUUGAGAUUUAUUCAGUACAAUCUUCGCGAGGGCCGACGCCGAGAGCUUCGAGCUUUAACCAGACAGAUUUCUACGCUAUGUUUAAUGCAAGCAAAGCUCCGAGCCCUCGUCACGGCUACACCAAUAGCUACGGUGGCGCCGGUUCAGCUCCGGGGGGAGAUGUUUACUCGCUUCAGUCGUCUAAAGGAGUGACGCCAAGAACGUCGAAUUUUGAUGAGGAAGUUUUGAAGACGAAGAAAGGAGCAAGAGGAGGGAAAAACAUUAGUGGUGAAUUAUAUAACAACAAUAAUGUUCCAUCGUACCCUCCACCGAACCCGAUGUUCACGGGGUCAACGAGCGGAGCAAGUGGAGUCAAGAAAAAGGAAAUUGGUGGCGGAGGAGGACAGAAUAAGGAGAUGAACAUGUUCGUGUGGAGUUCUAGUGCUUCUCCGGUGUCUGAAGCCAACGCCAGGAACGCUAUGACAAGGGGUGCCUCCGUCGAUUUAUCCACCGACCCAAAAGCUUCACUUCCUCCUCAAGAAAACCUCGCUUACAAAGCGAUGCAUAGUCUGAUAGAGAACAUGACACCGGGAAGAAAAGGGCAUGUGGAGAUGGAUCAAGACGGUAAUAACGAAGGAAGGUCAGGGGUGAAUUCGUCACCUUACAAUGGGAAGAAAGGUAGUGACGUGGAAGACGGUGGUCCCGGCGGUCCAAGGAAACAGCAGAUGCCGCCGGCGAACGUGAUGACGAGAUUAAUACUGAUAAUGGUUUGGAGAAAACUCAUUCGAAACCCUAACACUUACUCUAGUCUCUUUGGCCUUGCUUGGUCCCUUGUCUCCUACAAAUGGAAUAUAAAGAUGCCAACCAUAGUGAGUGGAUCGAUUGCGAUACUAUCUGAUGCUGGUCUCGGCAUGGCUAUGUUUAGUCUUGGUCUAUUUAUGGCAUUGCAACCAAAGAUAAUAGCAUGCGGAAAAUCAGUGGCAGUCUUCGCGAUGGCCGUAAGGUUCUUGACCGGACCGGCCGUGAUCGCAGCCACCUCAAUUGCAAUUGGUCUUCGUGGCAAUCUCCUCCAUAUCGCUAUCGUUCAGGCUGCUCUUCCUCAAGGAAUUGUUCCUUUUGUUUUCGCCAAGGAAUAUAACGUCCAUCCUGAUAUUCUCAGCACUGCGGUUAUAUUCGGAAUGCUGGUUGCUUUGCCUGUAACAGUGCUAUACUACGUUCUUUUGGGGAUUUAAGUUAUAAUCAAGACGUAAUGGCAAAUUAAAGGUAAUUUUUAAAAAAAUUACUAAGAAAAGAAAGGAGACUAAUUCCAGUUCAGGCUUAGGUGGAUGGACUAUGCAAUGUCGUAUUAAUUAAUUUAUUGCAGAUGAUAUAAUAGAUAUUUUAGUUAGUUUUGUUAUAAUUUAUACGCACAUGCAUGUACGUGACUCUUUGUAAUUUUUAUUA
Messenger RNA from Brassica napus (rape), 3292 nucleotides. RefSeq names its product auxin efflux carrier component 2-like. Gene Ontology annotation, cellular component: endoplasmic reticulum; plasma membrane. The coding region runs from base 1147 to 3081 and encodes 644 amino acids. Gene Ontology annotation, molecular function: auxin efflux transmembrane transporter activity. The transcript is spliced from 9 exons. The record is from RefSeq and is a predicted model, not a curated record. NCBI's taxonomy places the organism in Eukaryota, Viridiplantae, Streptophyta, Magnoliopsida, Brassicales, Brassicaceae. Gene Ontology annotation, biological process: auxin export across the plasma membrane; auxin polar transport.